This is a messenger RNA of Procambarus clarkii (red swamp crayfish), 1768 nucleotides long. It is a transcript of the gene eIF3j, whose product is annotated as eukaryotic translation initiation factor 3 subunit j. Gene Ontology annotation, cellular component: eukaryotic translation initiation factor 3 complex; cytoplasm. The record is from RefSeq and is a predicted model, not a curated record. Gene Ontology annotation, molecular function: translation initiation factor activity. NCBI's taxonomy places the organism in Eukaryota, Metazoa, Arthropoda, Malacostraca, Decapoda, Cambaridae.
ACACACACACACGCUAGUCCCUGCCUGGUGGUAAAACAAGGGUUGUUAUAGAGGUUGUAGCGGGGAAGGUAUUUGGUUGUAAAGGUUGGCGCGCUUUGUGUGGUUGGGGCGCGCGGCAUUGUGGGAGCGGCCAGGUCGUCAACAUGUCCGACGUGGAGUGGGAUGCGGACGAUUACGAGCCGCCGACAGCAGCACCUCCGGUGCCCACAGACAAGUGGGAUGGCGAGGACGAGGAGGACGAGAUUAAGGCUCGAAACCUUGCUGGUCAUGACAACUGGGAUGAUGAGGAUGAGGAGAAAGAAAAGGCAGCGACGACAGACACUACUGUACUUUUAGUUAAAAAGAAAAAGAAAAAGAUAGCGGAUAUUAUUGCAGAGAAAGAAGCAAAACAAACAGAGGAAAAUGAAAAACGGAAGAGAGAGGCAGAGGAAAGGGCGAAAGCCAAGACCGCAGAGGGAAUAUUGGCUGAAAAAAUGAGACUUCAAAAGAUACAGGAAGAUUCUGACUUACAACUAGCCAAUGAACUUCUUGGGACUAAUAGCAAUCCUGAAGAAGAUACAAGUAGUAAGCUGUUGGAUAAUAUAGAUUUAUCAAGUAAUGAUGGUUUGACAUUAUUUAGAAAAGCUUUGAUAUCCAAGAUUAGAACUUCGGAGCGUUUAGAAAAGCGGCCGUUCUUUAUUACAUUUGUGGAAGAUGUUUGUCGAGACCUGUGUCAAAACCUUGAGACGGAGGAAGUGAAGAGAGUAUCAUCAGUCCUCACCUCGCUCUACAACGAGAAAGUUAAAGCUGGCAAACCCAAAAGCAAGAAAAAGGCAGCAGGAAAGGCCAAACUGAAUGUGGGACAGGGCGCUCUUGUUGAUGAUGUUGGCAAUGAUUUUUCUGCCUACACUGAAUAUGAUGAUUUCAUAUAGUGUAUUAUUAUAAUAGACAAUUGCUUUCGUUUGGCUUCCUAUGAGGUUUUCUUUGUAUAUACUCAAUUCCAGGCUUUAAAAAUUGAGUGGAAACCCUAUUGGGUAAAAUCUGGAUCAGUCAGGCAUAUGAAAAUAUAUUUCUAUGUAUUUUUCAAAUUUUUAGUCCAUGUAUUUCCAUAAUUGCAAGUGAUUGUUUCCGAUGCUAGUUUGCAUCCCAUGUCCACAAACUUCACUUUGUGUAAAGAUACACGCCUCCUCUCUCUGCUCGAUACUUACCAAUGCGCGUUUGAAUGUUAAUUUACAUCACAUUCAUUGUCAUGAUAGGCAAUGGUUAAAAUCAUAAAUUUGUUUGGAAUUGAGCAAUCUGUUAUAAUUUUUAGAAUUGAGAUUUACUUGAACCUAAACUCAGCAGUCUAGUAAAAUAAUUACUUCUAAAGCCUCGGUUGUAUAAAAAUUGCUCGGUCUUCUGAAUUUAAAAAAAGGACUAUAUAAAAAAUAGGCAGCCUUGGUGUAUAUUGUAUUGAUCAGGUUGUUACUGUAGGACCCUAAUGACUGCCCCUACAGCAUACACUUCCAUACUACUGUAUUUGAAACAAAAAUAAUUAAUGCUUAUUAUUUGCUGUUACAACUUGUGGCCUUAAAUUUUCUCCUGUGAUUGGCCGUUUUUCAGUUAUACUUGUAUUUAACUCGGCUCUUCACGUUCUAACCAUUCCUCCUCACCUUUUAUAAGCAGCUUUGAAAUUGGCCACCUUUAGGAUUGUUCACAUAGUUUUUUUUAUUAUUAUAUAUAUUUUUUUUUUUGGCUUUGGAAAGAAUGGCAAUUUAUCAUUUACUACUAAUAAAAAUGUUUGUUAUUU